Plasmodium vinckei vinckei is the source of this 3369-nucleotide messenger RNA. Its product is annotated as U3 small nucleolar RNA-associated protein 4, putative. Gene Ontology annotation, cellular component: small-subunit processome; t-UTP complex; 90S preribosome. The transcript has a single exon. The record is from RefSeq and is a predicted model, not a curated record. Gene Ontology annotation, biological process: maturation of SSU-rRNA from tricistronic rRNA transcript (SSU-rRNA, 5.8S rRNA, LSU-rRNA). Gene Ontology annotation, molecular function: protein binding; RNA binding. Lineage: Eukaryota; Apicomplexa; Aconoidasida; Haemosporida; Plasmodiidae. Bases 1 to 3369 code for a protein of 1122 amino acids.
AUGAUUGGAGUUGAUUGUAUAAGAAGGGAUGAUUGUCAUCCGGGAAAUAAUUUAAUAAAUGGGUUGAGUAAAAAUUCAAACAAAGUAUAUCUAAGUUUAACUGAUUUCAAAUUUUAUAAAAAUGAAAAAAGAGAAAUAGUAAAUAUAGAUUUAUCACCAUGUAAGUCAUAUAUGAGUAUAUGUGAUUCUUUUGGAAUUAUAUAUAUAUAUAAAUUUUAUGGAAAGAAUUUUGUUUUUUUAUUAAAAGCAAAUUUAUUUGAUAAUAAAGGGACUAUAAAAUCGAUUGUGUGGAUAAGUAAAAAAAAUAAAAAAAAAUCACAUAUAUAUUUAUAUAAUGAAUUAGAAGAUUAUUUAUUAAUUAUUACUACAAUAUCAGGAUGUAUACACAUAUAUGAUUUAAAACUUAAAAUGAUUAUUCAUACCACUCAUACUAGUGGUAGUAUAAGUUCUUGUAAAUUAAAUAAUUCAUUACAAAACAUUGGAUUAACUAGUUUAAAUGGUUACUUUUAUUUUUAUAACUUAUAUAAAAAUGAAGAUAAUAUAAUAUACAAUUGUUUUGACAAAUUUUAUGAGGAAAAUGAAAAAGAUAACACCACAUUUUCACACGAUGAAUACGGAAGAAAUGAUAAUAAUUUUGAAAAUAUAGAUAUUAAAAUGUCAACAAAUUUUUCUACAUACUUAUUAGAGGAUGUAGAAAAGGAUGAGUCAGAUGAAGAAGCAAUUAUUCAAAGUUCCAAAGAAUAUUCCAAUAAUUUAACUAAUGAUUUUUUUUCAAAACAAAUCAAACAAAAAGAGAACCAUGAGGAUGACCUCUUUAAUAUUUAUAUUAAAAAUAAAUUUAAAUCUAAAGAAAAGUUAACUUGCUUUUAUUUUGUUGACAUAUUAAAAUCUAGAAAAUCUCUUUUGAGAAAGUUUAACCACAAACAUGUCAAUAAAAAGAGACGGACAACGGAACUUGACUUGCCCAAAGACGACAACGAAGUUGGAAGUGAUGCUGACGACGAAGUUGCUAGUCAAAGUGAUGAUGAACCUGCUAGCCAAAGUGAUAACGACACAGAUACCGGCAUAUCUAAAAGUAGGAAGAGAAAAAGAAGCAAGCAAACAAACCUACAUAACGACGUUUUAUCGAUCGAAAAGGCAUAUAGUAAUUAUAAACAUUAUGCACUAAUAGGAAGUGAAAACUCUAAAAUAUAUAAAUAUAAUAUAGUUAGUAAAGAAUGUGAAGGUGAAUAUAUAGGAAUAAAUAAAGAGUCUAUAAUUUGGGAUGUUAUAUAUAUAUAUAGUACUAAUGAAGUUGCAUCAGUAGAUAAUAAUGGAUCUCUCAUUAUUUUCGAUUAUAAAUCUUACUCUGUAAAAUACCAUUUUAAUAAUCAUACAUACAAAGCAACAUCACUAACAAAAAAUAUUAAUGAGACUAAUUUAUAUACAGCAGGAGUUGAUAGAUCUGUUAUAAAAUAUGAAUUAAGUUUUAAUAAAAGUCAAGCAGAUAUAUACAACUAUACAAGCGAUGAAAGUAGUGACAGUGAAGAGGAAGAGGAAGAAAAUGUAGUACUUGAUAAAAACCUCUUUUUUAUUAGCAAAAUUAAAAAAAUGAAAAAAUUAAAUAAAAAAUGGAUAUACACAAAUAAACAUUCUAUCCAUAUGUCUGAUAUUAAAAAAAUUAUUUAUCUUGAAAAUAAUAUAGUAAUAACAAUUAGUGACGAUUUAACAUAUUGUUUAUAUGAUACAUAUAAAAAUGCUAAAAAAUAUUUUCUCAUAAAUUAUUAUUAUGAAAAUAAUAAUAUAUUAUUUUCCCCUAAUUUUAAAACUCUAUUUUGUAUAUACUCUAACCAAAUCAGCAUUCACUAUAGCAUCCAUGGUGUCUCUCAAGCUGACACUUCAAAAGUGAAAAGCAAAGAGCUCGAGGAUGGAAGCGCCAACACGUCCAGUAAAGAAGAGGAAGAAGAGGAAGAAGAUGAAGAAAGCGAGGGUGAGAAAAACGGCGUUAGCAAAGUUCCUGUAAAUUUCCUAACCCAAAUAAAUGAAGGUAACUACAACUUAAUAGCCAACAUUGUUUAUGAGCAAAAUGAGCGUAUACUAGAAUAUGGGAUGAAUAAUAGUUUUACAAAAUUUGCAUGCAUAACAAAUAUAAAAUUUUGUAUUUACUACUUCAAUAUCAACACGUUAGAAUUGUAUAAUUAUGAUGUAUCCGCAUUAAACUUUUACAAAGUCUAUAGUUUUAUGUUUUUGGAUGAUAAUCAAAUUGUUGUUUCAUUUAUUCGACGUUGUAAAGGAAGAAAAAAUGAAAAAGCAGAUGAAGGAGAAACUGAAGGGAAAGAAAAGAUGAACAUAAAUAAAAGAAAUCCAAAUGAAAGUUUAAAAUAUUUUGAAAACAGUUUUAGUUAUCAUUUAUGUAUUUACAAUAUUGAAAAAAAAAAAAUAAUAGAAGAAAUUGAAGUAGAUAGAGUAUUUAAUAGUUUUAAAAAUUGUAAUAAAAAAUUAAUAAUAUGUUCUGAUAAUAUGAAAAAUAUAUAUUUAUUUUUUAAAGAUUCAAAAUAUUAUUUAAAUAAUUUUACAAUAAUAGAUGACUUUAAUACAAGUUUACAAAAUGUAUAUAGGAGUUAUAUUUUCCUUUCUUUAGUUGAACAAUUUUUAUUUAUUUUUUCAAGUAACAAUACAAUUUAUGUUUAUGCAAUAAAUCAUGAAAAUAAAAAUAUAUAUUUUUUAAAAAAUGUAAAAAUAAAUAAUUGUGUAUUUAGUCAAAUGAGUCAAAUCCUAUUCUUAAAUUUAAAUCAAAUUUCAAAAAAAUAUAAUCACAUCCAUAACGAUGAAUCUUAUAUUGAUAUGCAAAAUAUUAUGUCUUUAAAAUAUAGCUACUGUUUAAUUUUUAAAGGUUAUAAUGCAUUAACAAUUAUGGGAUUAAAUUUAUUUGACAAUAUUUAUAUAGAUAUAGAAGAUUCCUAUUUAGCAAACCAAAUGAAAAAAAAUAAUAAUUAUUUUAGCCAAUAUUAUUUAUCUUCAUUAAAGUUUAAAUAUAACUAUCUUAAUUAUAAACAAAUUUAUUUUCAAGAUAAAAAAUUAUUUCAUAUGCUUUUAGAUAAAAUAAAUAUGUCUAAACAAGAUGAAAAAUAUGUUACAUCAUUUUCAAAUAAUGAAACAUCAAUUAUUACAAAUUCAAAGGAGUCUUACAAAAAUGUUAAAAACAUUAAUCAAAAUGAAAAUUCUUUAGAUUUAUCAUUUAAAUUUAUAGCAUGCAUACAUAAACGAAAUAUUUUAAAUAUGCAUUCUAUAUAUACUAGUGAAAACCGCAUUACACUUUUAGCUUGUGCUCCAACAGACUUAUCCACGACCCUUGUUAAUGUUGCAGACACGAAGAAAUACAUUAAAUAA